This is a messenger RNA of Musa acuminata AAA Group (dessert banana), 8322 nucleotides long. RefSeq names its product UMP-CMP kinase-like. The coding region runs from base 2476 to 3501 and encodes 341 amino acids. Gene Ontology annotation, biological process: CDP biosynthetic process; 'de novo' pyrimidine nucleobase biosynthetic process; UDP biosynthetic process. Gene Ontology annotation, cellular component: nucleus; cytoplasm. The record is from RefSeq and is a predicted model, not a curated record. Gene Ontology annotation, molecular function: UMP kinase activity; ATP binding; protein dimerization activity. The transcript is spliced from 3 exons. Lineage: Eukaryota; Viridiplantae; Streptophyta; Magnoliopsida; Zingiberales; Musaceae.
CAUUUCAAGUGGUAGGCUUUUCUAUUAUAUUAAAUUUUUGAGGAACAUAACAAUAAUGAUUUCUAAUGAUUAAUAAUUUCUUGAUAGUAAGGUUUUAAAUAUUGACAGGACGGGAAUUUUGGUAUGUUGUAGGCAUAAUAUAACUUGGCAUAAAAUGGUUGGUACACCCCUUAUGCUAGUCAAAACAAGCCAAACAGUGGCCUCGCCUUUGUAUAUAAUAUUCCAUUGGCACCAGUGAUUGCAAAAGGCGCUCGGGCGCUCGGGCGAGGCGAGGCGAGGCCCGAGCGCCUCGCUAAUGUCCCAGGCGGCGCGCUUCAAACAGGCGCCGCCUGGGCGCUCGCCCGAGCCCAGGCGCUGGGCGCUUCGGGCGAGCGCCUGGGUAAACCAAGGCGACCGAACCAGAAUUUUAGGUCUGGUUCGGUCCUGGUUCGGUUAUUAGUUGGUUCAAUCGAACCAACUAAACCGAUAUAACCCCAACCCUAACCCGAACCCUAACCCAACACUAACCUGCUGCCGCUCUCGAUCCCGAUCCCGAUCGCGAUCUCGUCGCUCGCUGCCGCUGCUCUCGCUGCCGCUGCUCGCCGGUGUCGCUGCUCGCGCCUCCCGCGAGCCCUCUCGCUGCUCGCGCCUCCUGCGAGCCCUUCCGCUGCUCGCGCCUCCUGCGAGCCCUCUCGCCUCCUGUGAGCCCUCCCGCGAGCCUUCCCGCUGCUCGCGCCUCCCUCGAGGCCUCCCGCUGCUCGCACCUUCCUCUCCCUUUCCCUUUCCCGCUGUCGCUGCCGCCGCUCGCCGCUGCUGCUGCUGUUGCCGCUCGCCGCUGCUGCUGCCGCCGCUCGCCGCUACUGUUGCCGCCGCCGCUCGCCGCUACUGCCGCCGCCGCUGCUGCCGCUCGCCAAUGCUUCCUCGUUUCUCCAUCAGGCUCAGUAUACUCUUAAUAUUAAGUUUAUUUGAUUUUUAAAAUGAUUAAUUUUCUGUUAAUAGAUUAAUAAUAUAUUAUUUUGAUUGUAAUGUUAUUAAUUUUUAUUUAUUUGAAAUUAUUGUUAGGUUUCAACAUAAAUGGCAAGUGCAGAAAGCAACUCAAUAGAGUCUCCAAUGGUAUCAAAAAAAGAUCCUGCAUGGAAGUAUAAUUAUUUGAAGGAUCCGAAAGAUCCUAAUGCAGUGACUUGCAUAUUCUGCGAUAAGACUACCAGAGGUUGUAUUUUUCGUGCAAAACAACAUCUAGUAGGAAAUUUCAAGAAUGCAGCAGCUUGCAAAAAAUGUCUACCUGAGGUAAAAGAAGAGUUGCUGAAUUAUAUGAAUGAAAAGAAGACACAAAAGAAUGAAUCUUAUGGGAAUUUACCAGAAGACAAUGUUGAACAUAUCAGAGAUGAAGAAGAAGAUUAUUCUACGAGUAUUAACCCAAGUGAAAAAAGAGUAUACGACAAAAAGGGAAAAGAAGUUAUGAGUACUAAAAAAAGGUAGAAAAGGACCGAUGGAUCUAUAUAUGCUUCAAGGAUCCCAGAAACAACAAGGGCAAGCAGGAGGCUCAAAAUUGAGACAAACAAAUAUAAGUGAUGCUUGUGAUAAAGAAAUAAGAGGAAGAACAAUUCAGCACAUUGCUCGCUUCUUCUAUCAGGCUGGUCUUCCCCUUAGUACAACUCGUUUAGACAGUUUUAAGGAUAUGAUUGAAGCUAUUGGAAGAUAUGGUGCAGGAUUAAAACCUCCAAGUUAUUAUGAGAUGCGAGUUCCAUUGCUGCAAAAAGAGUUGAAUUAUACAAAUGACUUACUAAAGGGUCAUAAAGAAUCAUGGGCAACACAUGGUUGCUCUAUUAUGUCAGAUGUUUGGACUGACAGGAGGCGCAGGAGUAUAAUUAAUUUUAUGGUUAAUUGUUCUUUAGGGACUAUGUUUGUGAAGUCAAUAGAUGCUUCAUCUUUUGUAAAAUCUGGAGAUAAGAUAUAUGAUUUACUUGACAACUUCGUGGAAGAAAUUGGAGAACAAAAUAUCGUUCAAAUCAUAACCGACAAUGGAAGCAACUAUGUUUUAGCUGGUAAUAUUCAUCUUUUGAUUUUGUUAAUUAUUUUAUCUUCAAUUAAGUGUGUUAAACUCUUAAGUCUUAUCAUUUUUGUUAUCCUUUGUCUCAGGUAAAUUGCUUGAAUCAAAAAGACAACACUUGUAUUGGACUCCAUGUGCAGCACAUUGUAUUGAUUUAAUGUUGGAAGAUAUUGGAAAGAUCUUAGAAAUCAAGAAAACCUUAGAAAGGGCAAUUUUUGUUGUUGGAUUUCUUUAUAAUCACAUUGGGGCUUUGAAUAUGAUGAGAGAAUUUACAGGGAAUAAAGAAUUAGUGAGACAUGGUGUUACCCGAUUUGCUACUUCAUUCUUGACAUUACAGAGCGUGCAUCGUCAAAAACAUACUUUGAGAAAUAUGUUUACCUCUGAGAAAUGGGUGACAAGCAUGGGCAAAAGAAGCAAAAGGCAAGAGGGCUGCUGAUAUCAUCUUAAUGCCAUCCUUUUGGAAUCAUGUAGUUUAUAUAUUAAAGGUAAUGAGCCCUUUUGUUCGAGUCCUUCGAUUGGUGGAUAAUGAAAAUAAGCCUGCAAUGGGAUAUAUUUAUGAGGUUAUGGAUAGAGCAAAGGAGACGAUUAAAAGAUCUUUUAAUGAAAAUGAAGAAAAAUAUGAGAAAAUUUUUACAAUCAUUGACGAAAGAUGGAAUUGUCAACUUCAUCGUCCCUUACAUGCAGCAGGAUAUUAUUUGAACCCUGAAUUCUUUUAUAAGAUUAAAUCUGUUGGAUUUGAUGCAGAAGUUUUGAGUGGGUUAUAUCAGUGUGUUGCAAGAUUAGUUCCCAGUAUUGAGGUUCAAGAUAAGAUUAUUCAUGAAUUAUCUUUAUAUAAAAAUGCUGAAGGUCUUUUUGGAAUUUCAAUUGCCGUUCGAUCCAGGACAACUACCUCUCCAGCUGAAUGGUGGAGUCUAUUUGGAAAUUCCACCCCGAACUUACAGAAAUUUGCUGUCAAAGUACUUAGUUUGACAUGUAGUGCUUCGGGUUGUGAACGAAACUGGAGUGUCUUUGAGCAUAUUCACUCGAAGAGAAGAAAUCGGUUAGAACAUCAACGAUUGCACGAUCUUGUUUACAUAAAGUAUAAUCAAGCUUUGAAGACUCGUCAUGAUUUGAAAAAUAGAUUUGAUUCAAUCUCAUUACAAGAUAUUGAUGAUUCAAAUGAGUGGUUAAUAGGAGAAAUGGGUGCUAACUUGCAAGAUGCUGAAGACGAGCUUGUAUUUGAAGAUGAUAGAUUGACGUGGGGAGAUGUGGCAAGAGCUUCAGGUGCUGGAGAAUUACAAACAUAUACAAGACAGAUGUCAAAGAGAAAAAUGAGUGCAAAAGCAUCAAGUUCGGCUCUUGCUAUUGUUGAAGACAUAGAGAAUGAAACAUAUCUUGAUGAAGAGGAAGGAAUCGAAGAACAAAAGGAAGAAGACGAAUUCAAUGAAGAUGAUUUGUGUGAAAAUGACGAUAAUAUUGAUUAUGAUGAAUGACUUUGAUGUAAAAUGUUAAUGUUUUGAAUUUUGAAACUUUUUGUUAAUGUGACAUUAUGAUUUUGUAUCUUAGAUUUUCUUAAUUUAAUAGCAUAUUUUUAUUUAAAAUUUUAAAUAAUUAUAUUUAUUAAUUAUAUUAUAUAUUUUUAUAUUUUAGCGCCUCGCUUCGCUCGGGCGAGCGCCUGGGCGAGCGCCUAGCGCCUCGGGCGUUUUUGGACCUUGGCGCCUUUUGGCGCCUAGCGCUUUUUAAAUCACUGAUUGGCACAACACUAGCAUAACUGUGACUUAGCUGAUUUUGUCUAAAUAAUGCGACACCCUUCUUAUGUUCGUUUGCAAAGGAUAUUUUAUAGCAAGGAUUUUAAUUUCGAAUAAUACUGCUCGUACCGGGCGGUACUGUCGAUCGGGGUUGCUUCUAUCUCGUUACCACCCUAAAUCGGUUUGUGACAGUCGAUUUCGAUCGUCACUGCCCGUUACCGGGUGGUAUUAGCCGAGGGAGAGCUGAGGGAGAAGAAAGAAGAGGGAGAAGAGAAGGGAGAACCUGGAGAUCCGAUGCCGCUCUCCUUCGAUGAUCCUGAGCCGUCGUUGCCCUCCUUCGCUGGUUGCCACAGAUGAGAUGCUGCCUCCUCAUCUGAGGCGACGAGGCCUCGGUGUCGUCGGCGACUUCUCCUCAUCUGUGUGGGGAGACGAAGCCUUGGUGAUGUCGUAGGGAGAAGAAACGGAGCGUCGUCGAGGCGACGUUUCUUCUCCCCACGCGAGCAAAAGAAACGAGGCGACAAGGUGGCGACAUCGCCUCGUCACCCUUUUUUGUGCGGGGAAAAGGAAACCUCGGUUUCUUCUCCCCACACGAGCAGAAAAAGGAGGACAUCGCCGCCUUUUUUUUAAAAACAUAUAUAUAUAUAUAUAUAUUUAUUUAUUUAUCAGUACUUUAUAUCGUAUCGUACCGAGCUACGCUCGAAACUCUAGUACAGUACGAAAUUAUGAUCCUUGCUUUAUAGAUGUUACAAAAUAAAAAUAUGGACUUCGCAAGCUCUGAAUGAUCACACAACAAAGGACUCAAGGCAAUCCACCAUAUACAAGUCAUUGUGCACAAGUGCGAAUGCGACAUCGACAAUAAGACCAAGCAAUGAUCCAUCCUUAGACAUAUAAUCGAAGCUCCAUACAAUCUGGUGCUACCCAAGGGUUCUAGGAUGCUGAGAAAUUGACAUUUCACAUCUCCAGGCCAUCGACUGAUGGCACCACUUCAUAUCCCUUGCAACUUGCCUAUUGGAAAAUUCUCAAAAACACCGAAAGCAUGUCUAGAGCGGAUUUAUCAUUUUUUUCAUCAUUUUUUCUUAUAUGUCAGAUUAAACCCAAAUGAUCUGUGUAUAAUAUCAACAAUGCUCUAUGCUUUAAUGUUAUUUAUCCAUAUACCACUUCCAUGAUUCUCGUGGUAGUGAUUUUACUUUGUCGGCCUUUUGCAACAUGUAUUUAUCAAAAGUUUUUUGCUAGACCAAUCUGAGCAUGCUACAUGUACUUUGGAUACGGAUCUGUUCUUUAUUUUGCUAAUGUUCCAAAAGAAGUAAAAAAAAAAAGAUGAAAUGUUCCUCAGCUAAUUAAAGAUGAGCUUAACUGGUUUAUUGAUGAGAAGUUGAUGUUUAGCAAUCACAUUAUUACUCAUGGAAAAUUAAAUCCUUCUUUCCUUCUUGGUCUUCAUUCUUUGUUAAUCUAUUCUGAAGUUGUAGGUAUCAUGUAUAAGUUUCAAGGGUACAGAUUUAGGGAAUAUUCUAUUAUGUUAGAAACAUCAAAAAACUGAUCCUGCUGACAAUUCCAUGUGGUGGGCAUAUCUUAUGUGCUGCAUCAUUGUACCUAUCUAUUACAAAAGCCACUAUGUUAUUCUAUAUCUAUUAGUUCAAAGGUAAUGUGAUUGGUUGUCCUAACAAAGAAUCUAGUUCGCAUCAUGUAGUCUGUAGUUCGGAACACCAGUCAGUCUUUUCGUGAACAAGUCAAAGUAUGCAACAAUAUAUUCUAGUCACACACCCAAAUACUACUAGAUUCUAUCAUAAAUGUUCGUUACAAUUUUGCAUCUGCUUUCUAAAACCUUGCUCAAUUUCUUCCUAAGAAAGUUCAAAUUUAUUGUAGGAAAAUUUUUUCAUUAGUACGUCCAUCUUUGUAUCCUUUUACUUUCAUCUAAUUUUUCUUAUGUCAUACAUAAGGUUCUCUUCUUAUCUUUAAAUCUUAGACAUGCCUUUACCAUCUUGAGCAGUUUUCUGUCAGUGUUCAUAGUUGAUUCAAUGCUACAAGCCUACAACUAUUAUGUGAUACAUUCAUGCUUCUUCCUUGCCCUAUUUUUCUAGUUUACUGAACAUUAUUAUUCAAUGUUAUAUAUAACAACAAACCAUCAAUACAUAAUUAUUUGUAGUUGGCUGCAUGGAUCUUAUUCUGCAUAUAUCUUACCUAUAAAUUAUCUAUAGAGGCAACAAUGUAGCUUACUACAAAUUGAUUCUAUCUCACUAUCAUAAAUUGAUGUUUGAUUUCCUUGGUUUAAUCAUGUGAUCACUUUGGUGAAGUUUUGAGGCAUUUUCAUUACUAACAAACCGAAAAGUGAGGGCAGAAUACAUGAGAUAUUCAUGUAGGACAACCCAAAGAAGAUGUAAGGGUUUCAGGAUUGGUUAGGUGGUUGGCGGAAAGAGAAAAACAAGGACAAAACAGAAAGGGGAACGUUUGAAUGAUUGUUGAAAGUUGAAACACACUCAAUUCACAAAAAAAACUCAUUUUUAACAGUGAAAGUACAAAUAGCACAAGUUCAAACACACACUGAGCUCUAUGGGAGAGAAAAACAACGAUGUUCUGCUUCUUAAUUUGCUUUACUUAUCAUGAGAUUUGUCCACUAACUUCCAGUAGUGGCAACUACAAUCUUACUUAUCAAGGUAGAUUGUAGUUUAACCACUCACAUAAGUAGUACAGAAAGUUCAUCCAUUUCAUUGGUUGAUGUUCUAAUUGCAAUUCUAUUCCCUUUUUAUAGGCACCUAAGUACAAGAAAGAAAAGAAACACUGCAACAAUAAGGAAAAACACAAUUAAUAAAAUUACAACAUAAUGACUUUUUAUUAUUUUCUACUAAGGAGAAAUUUUCAAAAUAAUUAAAAAAAUCAUCUUCUCCUUUUGAUGAUAUUCCUGUAUGCUUGCAUUUUUUGAAAAAUGAUAAAAUUUAUUGUAAAGAUGAAAUCUCUAAUCAAGAUUUGUAAUCUUCAAUGGUACCAAAUUUGUUUGUCUCAUUUAAUUUUUAUUGACAUCUUUUUUUUUCCCUCUUUGAGCAAUCUAGGGAAAACUAAAUUAGGAAUAUAGGAGAUGUUGCCAUGUGCGAAUUUUUGCAAAAAUAGUCUUUAAGGCACAAAAAUUAUUCUUAAAAAAGAAAAAAAAUCCAAAAAAUGUAACUAUAUUACUUUAAGAGUCUUCUACAAAAUGCCUGAUGCUCCUCUGAGCAUAAAAUGCAUCAUCAUUGCGGAAGCCAAUCUUGCCUACAGAUAACAGAAACUCUAGAAACCAUAGAAGAUAGCUAACCAAUAAUUAUCCUUACGAUAUAUAUGAGAAAAUUUAUAUUCAUUAGACCUAUCAACCAGGCUUAGAAUAUUUCUAAAGCUGUUCAAAAGUUCAAAAGGCUCUAGGGUGGUGUCUUCUCGUUGUUCAGAGGUUUAAUCUGAAGCUCAGCAUCAGAUUCAACUUCUAAUUUUCAAACACAGUUUUAUAGCAUGUUCUAUUCCAGUUUUGCAUCCAGCAAGCAAGAAAUUCCUGCUAUAAAGUCAACUCCUCCUUCGUUCUCCUGUACACGACAAUCCGUCAGCCAAAUAUUGGUCUUUUCAAAUUGACCAGUAUAUGACAUGUCCCAAGCCCAACUUUCAAACCCCUGGAAUACUUUAUAGCUAUCCAAAUAAGCAGAAGCCUUGUAAAUUAUGGAAGAGAAUGAGGCCCUUGCACCCUUUAGAGGGCUCUAAGACAAAAGACACUGUUUUUCUUUUGGUCUGCUCCCUCCACUUGAAAAAGAAAAAGAUGUUGGAAACAUAUUCAAUUGAACCUGAAUUCAGGCUCGUUAUCAAUCCAAAUGGACUUGAUUUAGCCUUUCUUUUUUUUCACCUAGUGUGGAUUUGUAAAGUGCCUUAAUUUUCAUCAGUUAUCUUCUCUGUGGGUGAUGCCUACUGGAUUUUUUUUACCCAACACUCUGUUCCAUAAUUUGUUGAUACAUUUGUUUUGGGAAAAUUUCUAGUAAACACUACAAAAACUCAUGAAUGCAAAAAGUGUUUUGCAAUCUUAUUGACUCAACAAUUCUUUUUACGUAUUUUCACCUUUUCAGAAUUUUAUUAUGCAAAGAAUUAGGCAUAGGAAUAUCUACCAUGUAACAAUAUCAAUGAUAUUACUCCUAUUGGUUGGUCCUAGAAAUAUGUACCAAAAUUUCGUAAGUGGUCAGAAAAUGGUCUGUCAUUGUUUCUGAUCUGGUUGUAAUUUGCAAACCAUAGUAAGACAUCCACUGAAUCUAAGAAGUUGACCAAAUUGGUACUGUGAUCUGCAAAUUCAGCUGGUGUCAGUACUUCCUAACAUUAGUAAAGGCCUUAUAAUAAAUUGUUUUAGUGAGAAAUAUCAUUAAUAAUCCUUAUAAAAAAGCUAUAUUGUUCAUGUCAAACUAGUAUAUUGAAUAUGGCUAUUUUGCACUUGAUUAUUUUGUAUUACUAUCACAUAGAGUGACAGUUGUGCAUAAGAAUGUUGUGCUCUUGGUUUACAUUAAGAAGCAUGAAAGGAAAAAUAGUUUGCAAUUGUUCUGGUGGAAAGCGUUAACUUGUUUUUUAUUGUUG